This is a messenger RNA of Macrosiphum euphorbiae (potato aphid), 1239 nucleotides long. Lineage: Eukaryota; Metazoa; Arthropoda; Insecta; Hemiptera; Aphididae. The record is from the annotation of a GenBank genome assembly.
AUGGGAUCUGCAUGUCUCAGAAUGUUCCCAAAGGCUGUGGUUGCGUUCAAUAGUCUUUUGUCAGAGAGAGAAGAAAUUCCCAACGGGAUUGAACCGCAGGACCCCUUUGCAAUAACAUGUCUGCCCGUUGACAUGAAAAGUAGAUGUAUUAAUCUUGUUGAUUUCUGGAAGCACCCAUCGGACCUGCAAGAUUUUGACACAUGGGCUUACAUCCUAGGACUGCUGAAUUAUAAGAUUGAUCUGCUGAUUAGUGACACUGAACCUUAUAGCCCUGAAAUAAUGGGCAAGAUACUUACUCAUUUGAUUUCGCACUCAUCAGUAAAAGGGAUGAUAGAGAAUGUUAUAUUUAAGACCCAUGUAUACACCUUCCUUAAUGAACCAUUAUUUGAUAGGUUGUUAUCCUAUUUCAAAUCAAGAUUCUUCGUAAGAGCAACCAUGUCUUCUUCGCAUACCAGUGAGAUCUACAUAUUGAUGUGUGGUUCAAUGGGGGCAUCUGAUAACUUGUACGUGUCUCGUUUCUCACUGGAGACAUUGGACCAAUCCUUUAAUGAUAAGUGGUCAAAUGCAGAGGGUGAGCUUGAAAGGGCAUUAUUGAUUUUCGGUCUCAGAAUGGAAACAGGAAUUGAUCCUAGGUUCUUCCCCAACCCUCAGUUGGAGUUGGAAGAGAUUCUACAGAACAUCGGUCUUAGUUACAAGGAUCGAUCAAUACUGGCAAGCGCACUUCUGAAGCCAGAGUCUCCUUCAUCAAUAAACCAGGCUGUAAGAGGUUUGAAGAAGAUGGGGCUCAGAGAACAUUGGAAGGUCCCCAGAUCUCAUCUAUCGGAUAUUAUACCAACAUUCAGUCGAGUGUCUAAUGUCUACAGUGUUUUAUUUGGAAUAGGUCUCUUCUCAUCUUUGGUAUCAGAGGAUAUUGAAUUGUACAAGGGAAUAUUGAGGAGUAUGAACACACGAGCCACCUCAUACUCUAAGAUCCUCAACACCAGUAACAAGCUUUUAAAGACUAAGACAACUAUCAAUUACUCUGACGGAGGGAAUUGUGUAGUCAAGAAAUUGGGAAAGAUGGUGGAUUCUAGCAAAGCAAGUGCAGUGAUUAGACUAUUGCGUCUAAGCAUGAAGUCAUCAGUAGAGGCCAGAAGCAAGUGGAUAGGGGUGGAAUUAGGAUGGAUCAUUAUACCUAACAUAGAAAGUGACACAGACGGGCUUUUAUUCUUCCGGGAUGAAAGGGAUAACCAAAAAUAA